AAUAAAAACAAUAAGCGAUCGGCCCUACACUCUCGCGCUCAAAUCGCCUCAUAUUUCUAAACUCUCUUUCUCCAUUCUCAAAAUUAUUUUGAUCAUCCUUCUUCAAUUCCCAGCAAAUCUCAACCAUUUCUCCAUCCAAUUCGCGAAGGUACUUUGAAUUGGAUUGCACGAGGGAUUAUUAUGGAUGAAACAGUAGGAACAUCUAGUACAGAAAAUGUUGAUAUUAGUGAACGUAGGUCGGGUCAGGUAGGUGAUAAUACAGAUCAAGAUGUUGGAACUGCAAAUAGAGCGGAUGAUAGCCUGUAUGAGCAGGCGUCUUUCAAAGACGAGGGAAAGGCUUCUGGAAGCUCUCAGGGAGGGUUUGAUGAUUUUGAUCAGCCUUGGGGCCCAGUGCCUGAUAUGGAGUCCAUGGACAGUGGACAGAUUGACGCUUUAGAUAAUUUGGACUCACUAAACCAGGAUGUUGGCAGUUCUCGUGUGGGUUCACCAAAUAAAAGCAAGCCUAAGCCCAAGCUUGAUAUGUCUAAUCUUACUCCGGAGAUCUUGCAUUUGGUGGAUUCUGCUAUUAUGGGUAAGCCUGAAAGCAUGGAUACAUUAAAGGAUAUUGUGAGUGGCGCUGAGGGUUUUGAAAAUGAAGAAGAGGCAAAGGCACAGGUAGAAAACAUUGCUGUACUGGUAGUUGAUUCUCUUCUUGCAACAAUGGGAGGUGUUGAAUCUUUUGAUGACGAAGACACGACUCCUCCUAGUGUGAUGCUAAACUCUAGGGCUGCUGUAGUGGCAGGUGAGCUUAUUCCUUGGCUUCCUUCCUCAGGGGAUUUUGAGGGUCUAAUGUCAGCAAGGACUCGGAUGGUUAAAGGACUGCUGGCCAUACUCCGUGCUUGUACAAGAAACAGAUCUAUGUGCUCCUCAGCUGGUCUUUUGAGAGUUCUUCUUCAGUCAGCGGAGAAGAUUUUCCUUCAUGAUGCAAGUGUCGCAAAAAAAUUGCAAUGGGAUGGAACUCCAUUAUGCCUCUGCAUCCAGUACUUAGCCGAGCAUUCACUCAAAGUAAGUGAUCUCCAUAUUUGGUUUGAAGUCAUCACAAGAACACUCAUCACCGAUUGGGCAGCUCGUUUAAUGUUAGCACUGGAGAAGGCCAUGAAUGGGAAAGAGUCAACUGGUCCAGCAUGUACAUUUGAGUUCGAUGGUGAAAGUUCUGCAUUGCUUGGCCCUGGGGAUAGCAAUUGGCCAUUUGUCAAUGGAUAUGCAUUUGCAACAUGGAUUUACAUUGAAUCAUUUGCAGACAAUCUAAACACAGCUGCUGCUGCUGCGGCAAUAUCUAGUGCUUCUGUAGCCAAAGCAGGAAAAUCAACUAUGUCAGCUGCCGCUGCCGCCACUGCACUAGUUGGUGAAGGCACUGCCAAUAUGCCACGACUGUUCAGUUUCAUAUCUGCUGACAAUCAAAUUAUCGAGGCUUACUUUCAUGCUCAAUUUUUGGUGGUUGAAAUCGGUAUGGGAAAGGGAAAGAAAACCUCUGUCCAUUUUAAACAUGCUUUUAAGCCACAAUGUUGGUAUUUCCUUGCUGUGGAGCAUACUUCCAGACAAGGUUUACUAGGUAAGGCAGAAAGUGUACUGCGGUUGUACAUUGAUGGGUCCUUGUAUGAAAGUAUUCCUUACGAAUAUCCAAAAAUCACUAAGCCACUUGCCUUUUGUUGUAUUGGGACUAAUCAACCACCAACGAUGGCUGAUCUGAAUCGCCGUAGUCAUCAGUGCCCGUUGUUUGCUGAGAUGGGACCUAUAUAUAUUUUUAAAGACUCAAUUGGUCCAGAGAAAAUGGCCCGCAUAGCUGCUAGAGGAGGAGAUUCUUUUCCUUCUUUUGGUAAUGGGUCAGGGCUACCAUGGAUAUCCCCAAACGAAUAUGUGCGAAGCAAGGCAGAAGAAAGUGCGCUGUUGGAUGCAGAAAUUGGAGGGUGCCUUCACUUACUCUAUCACCCAAGUCUACUUAGUGGGCGUUUCUGUUCAGAUGCUUCGCCUUCUGGUGCUGCAGGUAUGCUUAGAAGGCCUGCAGAAGUUCUUGGUCGAGUACAUGUUGCUACUAGAAUGAGACCUGCAGAGGCUUUGUGGUCUUUGGCUUAUGGAGGACCCAUGACUUUACUUCCUUUGGUAGUAAGCAACAUUGAUGAAAGUACUUCAGAACCUCAGCAGGGGACAGUUUCUUCAUCAGAGUCCACAACUGUUCUUUCUGCCACAAUAUUCAGAAUUAUUUCCAUGGCCAUUAAAUACCCCGGUAACGGUGAAGAAUUGUGUCGAAUAAGAGGGCCUGAGAUUCUGUCGAAAAUUUUGGACCAUCUUACACAGACUAUAUCUUCACCUGAUGUGAAAAAAAAAGGAACAGUUGAUGAGGAACUUGUUGAAGCAAUUGUUACCUUGUGCCAAUCUCAAAAUUAUAACCAUGCGCUGAAAGUUCAGUUUUUCAGUACGUUGUUACUAGAUCUGAAACUUUGGAGCCGAUGCAGCUACAUAAUACAAAAGAAGCUUUUGUCAUCUCUUGCGGAUAUAGUAUUCACCCAAGCAUCUGUGUUGCGAGAUGCCAAUGCUAUUCAGACGCUUCUUGAUGGCUGCAGAAAAUGUUAUUGGGCUAUUCCUGAAGAAGAUUCUGUCAACACAUUCUCUCGAAAAGCAGUACGUCCCAUUAGUAAAGUGAAUGAUUUAGUAGAUGAGCUUUUGGUUGUCAUCGAACUCUUAGUAGUGGAUGCUCCUCCUUCAUUCGCUGUUGAUGAUAUGCGUCGUUUACUUGGAUUCAUGGUCGACUGUCCACAACUUAAUCAGGUGAACAAUAUAUUAGUCUUCAAAAAUGAGUCAAAUGUUGUUAAUCUAGCGUAUGAUAUUAUUAGUUUUUGGCUGAAAAUUUUGACCUUUAUCAGUAUCCAGAAUGUUGUUUAUGAACUCAUUCUCUUAACUAUGUUCAACCAGGUUCAAAGGGUAUUGCAUCUCAUACAUAGAUUAGUAGUACAACCAAAUACCUCCAGGGCACAAACAUUUGCAAAGGCAUUUAUAUCAUCUGGCGGUAUAGAAACAGUUCUUGUCCUAUUACAGCGUGAGGCAUAUGCUGGAGAUUCCGCCAACUCUGAUUCAUUAGCUGAGAACAAAUUGAAUUCAUCAGAUUGUCGAAAUAGUCCGCAUGUUUUUGAAUUUAGUCCAGCCGACUAUUUAGCGACAGAUAAUCCAAAAAGAUCUUUUGAAGUCAGAAGUCAUAAUAGUGACAGUGGUUUGAUUCUUAGUCGAACAGCAUCUAGUGUUGGAAGAAGAAUGUCUACUUCUGAAAACUCUUUAUUAAGAAAUCUUGAAAGUGUACGCUCUUCAAUGACCGGUGAAAAUGUGAGGAAUAAUGUCUACAAUGUUGAUCAUAGUGAUGGUAUUCUUGUUGCCAUUAUUGGCCUUUUAGGUGCUUUAGUUAUAUUAGGACAACUGGAUUUUGGUCCACAAGCUGCCCCUAAUGUCACAGGUGACCUAAUGGAUAUUGUAGAGGGGAGUGGCACCAUGUUUGAUGAUAAAGUAUCUCUUCUUCAUUUUGCUUUACAGAAGGUCUUUCAAGCAGCACCAAACAGGCUCUUUACUAGCAACGUAUGUAUAGCGCUAUUGGGUGCAUCGAUAAAUGUAUCAUCAACCGAUGAUGGGAUGAACUUCUAUGAUUCUCGUCAUCGCUUCGAGCAUCUAGAGAUUUUGUUGGUCCUUUUGCGUUCACUUCCUUAUGCAUGUAAGGAAUUGCAAGAUCGAGCAUUACAGGAUCUUCUGUUUUUGGCAUGCAGUCAUCAUGAAAAUAGAAGAAGUCUAACCCAAAUGGAGGAGUGGCCUGAGUGGAUCUUGGAGGUCCUCAUAUCCAAUUAUGAGUUAGGGACCAGUAAAGGGGCAAACGCUCACAUCGUGAAAGAUGUAGAAGACCUUAUACACAAUUUUCUUAUAAUCAUGUUAGAGCAUUCUAUGCGCCAGAAGGAUGGAUGGAAGGAUAUUGAAGCUACAAUUCAUUGUGCAGAGUGGCUUUGCAUAGUUGGCGGAUCUAGUACAGGAGAACAACGAAUCAGGCGGGAAGAAUCAUUGCCAAUUUUCAAAAGAAGGCUGUUGGGGGAAUUGCUGGAAUUUUCUGCCAGAGAACUACAAGUCCAGACACAAAUUAUUGCUGCUGCUGCUGCUGGCAUUGCUGCCGAGGGAUUGUCCCCUUUGGAUUCUAAAGCAGAAGCGGAAAAUGCAGCUCAAGUUUCUGUGGCUCUGGUAGACAAUGCAAUUGUACUUUUAAUGCUUGUUGAAGAUCAUUUAAGACUGCAAACCAAGCCUUUGCGUCUUCCAGAUCCUUCUGCUUCUCCUCUAUCACGUAUACUUGCAGCAGCAAACACGUCAAGCAGGGGUUCAUUCAGCUCAGAAUAUUCAGAUACUCUGAUCGAGCGAAGAUCAUCAUCUAGCGAUUCUGGAGGACUUCCUCUUGAUGUACUUGCUUCAAUGGCUGAUUCCAAAGGACAAAUAUCUGCAGCAGCGAUGGAGCGGCUUACUGCUGCAGCUGCAGCUGAACCUUAUCAGUCAGUUUCCUGUGCUUUCGUCUCAUACGGGAGUUGUCCUCAGGAUUUAGCUGAAGGCUGGAAACUCCGAAGCUGGUUGUGGUAUGGAAUUGGCAUUCCUUCAACCCCCACCGCAUUUUGUGGGGGUGGAAGUGGUUGGGAAUCAUGGAGAUCUAUGUUGGAAAAAGAUGAAAACGGCAAUUGGAUUGAACUUCCAUUAAUUAGAAAGACAGUUUUGAUGCUACAAGCUUUGAUGUUGGAUGAGUCUGGACUUGGUGGUGGUCUUGGUAUAGGAGGGGGAUCUGGUACUGGGAUGGGAAGUAUGACAACUCUUUACCAGUUAUUGGACUGUGACCAGCCAUUCUUAUGCAUUCUCCGGAUGGUUCUUCUUUCUAUGAGGGAGGGAGAUGAUGGUGAAACUAGUAUGACUAAUGUAAAUAGUGAAGAUGAUUUGUCUGCAAAGCCAUUUCUACGGGUUGCCAGUAUUUCAUCUCUUGAUACUGCCUAUAAAAUGUCCCAAAAAACACCAGAAUCAGCAUUGUUGUGGAGUGUGCUUUCACCCAUACUAAACAUGACGAUCUCCGAGUCCAAGAGACAACGAGUGCUUGUUGCUUGUUCUGUCAUGUAUUCUGAGGUGUGGCAUGCUGUUGGCAGAGAUAGAACUCCUCUACGUAAGCAGUAUCUAGAGGCGAUUUUGCCCCCUUUUGUUGCAACGUUAAGGAAGUGGCGACCUCUAUUAGCAGGAAUUCCUGAUCUUGCUACUAAUGAUGAUUUAAAUCCUUUCGCUGCCGAUGAUCCUGCACUGGCUACAGAUGCUUCCCCAUUAGAGUCUGCACUUUCUAUGAUAUCUCCUGGAUGGGCUGCCGCUUUUGCAUCACCUCCUGCUGCAAUGUCAUUAGCAAUGAUUGCUGCUGGUGCUGGUGGAGGAGAAACCCCUGCACCAGCAACAUUCGCACAUCUCAAGCGUGACUCCUCGUUAUUAGAGAGAAAAGCAGGCACUAGAUUGCACACAUUUUCAAGUUUCCAGAAGCCUCUGGAAGAUCCGACCCAGUCACCUGCUACUCCAAAGGACAAAGCUGCUGCAAAAGCUGCUACCUUGGCUGCUGCACGUGAUCUUGAACGCAGUGCAAAAAUUGGCUCAGGACGAGGUCUUAGUGCUGUAGCAAUGGCUACAUCUGCACAGCGACGAAAUAAAACCGAUAUGGAACGAGUAAACAGAUGGAAUGUUUCUGAAGCCAUGGGAACCGCCUGGAUGGAAUGCUUGCAGUCAGUUGAUUCGAAGUCAGUCUAUGGGAAAGAUUUUAAUGCUUUAUCAUAUAAGUUUAUAGCUGUUCUUGUUGGAAGUUUAGCCUUUGCUAGAAACAUGCAAAGAUCUGAGGUUGACAGACGUGCACAAGUGGAUGUAAUAGUUCGACAUCGUAACUCUACUGGCAUACGUGCAUGGCGCAAACUCCUCCGUUAUCUGAUCGAGAUGAAAUGUCUUUUUGGGUCCUUUAGAGACAAUUUAUGCAGCCCCAAGCGUGUUUUCUGGAGGUUAGAUUGCAUGGAAAGUUCUUCAAGGAUGAGACGAUAUUUGAGGAGAAAUUACUGUGGAUCAGAGCACGGUGAUGCUACUUCAAUAAAUGACGACCGUUUAGAGUCUACUCGUGAUUAUAGUAAUGACAUUUGUGCAUCUAAAGCAUCUGUCAUGGCCGCAGAAGCUAUGGUGACGGAAGCAAGAGAUGAUGAUGAUGAUGACGAGGAAGAUGCUGUUAAUUUAGAAGGCAAGGGAGGUGUAGUACAUCAGCAGGAAACACAGGUAAGACAGUCAGAGACUGCUGAAGAGCCAUUUAUCACUGCUGAUCCUCAAAUUACUGGCGAAGAGGAGUGUGUGGAACCUCCUUCAGUAGUUCCUCCUGAUUAUGUUCCUAGUGAGCAUGAUGAAAGAAUUAUUUAUGAGCUUCCAGCUUCAAUGGUCAGGCCAUUAAAAGUUAUUAAGGGAAAUUUUCAAAUUACCACAAAACGAUUGAAUUUUGUUGUUGAUAAAACCGUGGACAGUGAAAUAGACUGCUCUAAUGAAAGUAGAAUUGAGGAAAAGGAUCAGAGCUGGUUGUUAUCUUCUCUUCGCCAGAUAUAUAGGAGAAGAUAUCUACUAAGAAGAAGUGCACUGGAGUUGUUCAUUGUUGACCGGUCAAACUUCUUUAUCGAUUUGGGGAGUGUCGAGGGAAGACGACAAGCAUACCGGGCUAUUGUCCAAGCACGCCCUCCUCACCUAAAUAAUAUUUUUCUGACAACUCAGAAGCCUGAUCAACUUCUAAAGAAAACUCAGCUCAUGGAACGUUGGGCUAGGUGGGAGAUCAGCAAUUUUGAAUAUCUAAUGCAGUUGAAUACAUUAGCUGGGCGCAGUUAUAAUGACGUCACUCAAUACCCUGUUUUCCCAUGGAUACUUUCAGACUAUAAUUCAAAGACAUUGGAUCUUUCUAGUCCCUCUUCUUAUCGAGAUCUAUCAAAGCCCGUUGGCGCGCUAAGGCCUGACAGGCUGAAAAAGUUCCAGGAGAGAUACUCCAGUUUCAAUGAUCCAGUCAUCCCAAAGUUCCACUAUGGCUCACACUACUUGAGUGCUGAGGCAGUUUUAUAUUACCUCGCAAGAGUGGAGCCGUUUACUACGCUCUCAAUUAAAUUAAAUGGUGGAAAAUUCCAUCAUGCAGACAGAAUGUUUUCUGAUAUUUCUGAAACUUGGAAUAGAGUUCUUGAGGAUAUGAAUGAUGUAAAGGAAUUGGUUCCUGAACUAUUUUACCUUCCGGAAAUACUAACCAAUCAAAACUCAGUUAACUUUGGAACAAAGCAGUCGGGAGAAAAGAUCGACUCUGUUAGACUUCCUGCUUGGGCUGAAAGUGCAGUUGAUUUCAUUCACAAGCAUCAAAAGGCUCUCGAGAGUGAGCAUGUGUCAGCACAUUUACACGAGUGGGUUGAUCUUAUUUUCGGCUACAAGCAACGAGGAAAAGAUGCAGUGUCUGCAUGUAAUGUAUUCUUCUACAUCAGCUACGAAGGAACUGUGGAUAUUGACAAAAUUUUAGAUCCUGUUCAACAGCGUGCAAUACAAAAUCAGAUUUCUUAUCUUGGACAAACGCCAUCACAACUUCUAAAUGUUCCUCACUUAAAGAAGAUGCCACUAGCAGAUGUUCUUCAUUUGCAGACAAUCUUUCGGAACCCCACUGAAGUUCAAGCAUACAUAAUUCCGUCCCCAGAGCGCUGCAAUCUACCAGCUUCUUGUAUAUAUGCAUCCACAGAUUCUAUCAUAAUUGUGGAUAUCAAUGCUCCUGCAGCUCAUAUAGCACAACAUAAAUGGCAGCCAAACACACCUGAUGACCAGGGGACACCAUUCCUCUUUCAACAUGGAAAAGCCACUUCCAACUCCUCUACCAAAACACUUAUGCGUAUGUUGACGAAAUCAACCACCUCCAGUUCAGAGAGGUGGGACUUUCCUCAAGCACUCACAUUUGCAGCUUCUGGGAUAAGAAGUUCUGCUGUUGUUGCUAUUACUUGUGACAUGGAAAUUAUCACUGGUGGGCAUGUGGAUAACAGUAUCAAACUUGUAUCAUCACAUGAUGCAAAGACAAUGGAAAUAGCCAGAGGGCAUUCUGCUCCUGUCACUUGUCUUUCUUUAUCACCUGAUGGCAAUUACCUUGUAACGGGAUCUCGUGAUGCUACAUUACUACUUUGGAGAGUACAUCGUGCAUCCACACUUCACUCCAGCAGUGUGCCAGAGCUUUCAACUGGCUCCGAGAUGCAUCGUUCUGCAAGCAGCAACUCUAUUGUGAGCUGCCUAGCAGAUAAAACCAGAAGAUGCUGUUUUGAAGGUCCGAUUCGCGUCCUUCGGGGUCAUCUUUGUGAAAUAAUUUGCUGUUCAGUUAGUUCUGAUCUUGGCAUUGUAGUCUCCUGCUCUUGCUCAUCUGAUGUUUUGGUGCAUUUGAUGAAAAGUGGCCGCCUGAUCAGACGGCUAGUUGGUGUCAGGGCUCAUCUGCUCUCCCUUUCCCCCAAUGGGAUCGUUGUUACUUGGAAUGAAUCACUCCAUACUCUCAGCACUUAUACUCUUAAUGGGAUUAUGAUUGCUAGUGUAGAUAUUACUUUAUCUUCUACCAUUACUUGCAUAGAGGUUUCUUUUGAUGGACAGUGCGCUCUAAUUGGUCUAAGCUCAUGUAUGGAUGAUGGAGGAUAUGAUGACAAAAAUAGAUUGGACAUCUUUACACCUUCAGUUUCCAUCUUUGAUCUCAAUACACUAAAGGUAGUAUUUACUAUGAAGCUUGAAGAAGGUCAAGACAUUACAGCCAUGGCUCUGAAUAAAGAUCAUACAAAUCUUGUGGUGUCAACUGCCAAUAGGCAACUGAUAGUCUUCACUGAUCCUAAGUUAAACAAGAAGGUUGAAGAUUGAAUGCACAAGCAUGGUGGAAAUGCGACUGGUAUGGCCCCCUCAUAGUAUGAUGGAUCCUGGGCAGCCAAAUAUUUCUUUCAUUGGAGGAAAGCCAAUUUGAUAUUGAAAUCAAAUACAAAGAAUAACUUGCCAGACUUGGCACCUCCUCAAAUCCAAAUUGACGUUGGACGUACCAUACGACAAUUGUACAAUGAGCUACUCACAGAGCGUAAAAUAUAUGAACUAAAACGGAACAGAAAGGGAACUAAGCUUUGUACAUAACAUAGGGUGGUCAUGUAUUAGAGAAUGUAACGCGAGGCUUUAGUAGAUAUUGAGUGGAUGGAGUUGUAACAUGUGCUUUGAGACUGUUUAGGGUUCGAGAUUGUACAUACUCAUCAACCAAAUUUUGGUAUCCAUAGUAUAAUGAUGAUAGUUCAUUAGUGUUCCUUUCUACCCUCAGGUCCCUUCUUAGCCUGGAAGAGCUGAACUUAAAUGUAUGUGGUUUCAUUUUUGAGUGCUGAAAUGCAUGUCAAUACAUAUUUCAUAUUUCAGUGCUUGCG
Daucus carota subsp. sativus is the source of this 9476-nucleotide messenger RNA. Its product is annotated as BEACH domain-containing protein C2. The record is from RefSeq and is a predicted model, not a curated record. NCBI's taxonomy places the organism in Eukaryota, Viridiplantae, Streptophyta, Magnoliopsida, Apiales, Apiaceae. The transcript is spliced from 31 exons. Bases 181 to 8937 code for a protein of 2918 amino acids. Gene Ontology annotation, molecular function: protein binding.